This is a messenger RNA of Melospiza melodia melodia, 878 nucleotides long. RefSeq names its product translocase of inner mitochondrial membrane 17A (gene TIMM17A). Lineage: Eukaryota; Metazoa; Chordata; Aves; Passeriformes; Passerellidae. Gene Ontology annotation, molecular function: transmembrane protein transporter activity. The record is from RefSeq and is a predicted model, not a curated record. The transcript is spliced from 6 exons. Gene Ontology annotation, biological process: protein import into mitochondrial matrix. The coding region runs from base 66 to 566 and encodes 166 amino acids. Gene Ontology annotation, cellular component: mitochondrial inner membrane; TIM23 mitochondrial import inner membrane translocase complex.
UGCCAUUGGCCGGCGCGGGGCCGCCGCAGCCAAUCGAGCGCGGGGAGGUGGUGGGGCCGAGCAAGAUGGAGGAGUACGCUCGCGAGCCCUGUCCCUGGAGGAUAGUGGAUGACUGUGGAGGGGCCUUCACCAUGGGGGCCAUAGGAGGGGGCAUUUUCCAGGCUAUCAAAGGCUUCCGAAAUUCCCCAGUGGGUGUAAACCACCGGCUGCGGGGCAGUUUGACGGCUAUUAAAACCAGAGCUCCACAACUGGGAGGGAGCUUUGCUGUCUGGGGAGGUCUCUUCUCCAUGAUUGACUGCAGUAUGGUCAGAAUGAGAGGGAAGGAAGAUCCCUGGAAUUCCAUCACAAGCGGAGCCCUGACUGGAGCCAUUUUAGCUGCAAGAAAUGGCCCUGUUGCCAUGGUUGGAUCUGCUGCAAUGGGAGGAAUUCUCCUGGCCCUGAUCGAAGGAGCUGGAAUUCUGCUGACUAGAUUUGCCUCCACACAAUUCCCAAAUGGCCCACAGUUGUCAGAGGAUCCAUCCCAGCUCCAGCCACCCCCAUUCAGCGACUACCGACAGUAUCAAUGAUGGUCUCCGACCACCUCCUCCCCCCUCCUCCUCCUCCUCCUCCUCCUCCUCCUCCUCCUCCUCUUCCUCCUCCUCUUUUCUUUUCCUUCCCUGUCCCUGAGUGGUCCCACUUGGAGGAUGUGGAGGGGGUUUGUACCUAACACCAGUGGUCAUCCCUUACACACCACACGAGGAGGACGUGCAGCAUUUCUCAACGUCAAACUGCUCAGGAGAACUUUUAGAAAAGAAAAUCUAUUUAUUCCUGAUAUAUUCCAUUGCUGUAAUGUUACACAUGUCUGGUAGAAUACAAGGAAGUUUGAGACAAGGACCAAA